Molecule: messenger RNA, 2093 nt
Organism: Carya illinoinensis
Lineage: Eukaryota; Viridiplantae; Streptophyta; Magnoliopsida; Fagales; Juglandaceae
Product: NAD-capped RNA hydrolase DXO1
Exons: 13
Coding region: 98-1654 (518 amino acids)
Biological process (GO): NAD-cap decapping; nuclear-transcribed mRNA catabolic process
Cellular component (GO): cytosol; nucleus
Molecular function (GO): mRNA 5'-diphosphatase activity
Source: RefSeq, a predicted model, not a curated record
AGUCAUAUCCGAGUCCCGACCAACUCAGCUUCCAAUACCAUUUCUUUUAAAGCUGAAACAGACCCAUUGCCCAAACAAAGGUACCAGAGAACAUCCGAUGGAAUUCCCAGAACAAGACGUAGAUGUCUUCGGAGAUGACCGCGAAGAUGACGAUCAAAACCGCCACGUCCGACCAGAUGGGGCGUAUUCUUCGUCACCAUCGUCAUCUUCGUCCUCCGCCGCCUCUUCACAUUCGUCGUCUUCAUCAUCCGCAUCUUCAUCCAACGGCGGAGAUUCCAGUAGCGCCAGUGGGAGCGCGAGCAGUGGAGGUGGAGGAGGAGGGGAAGAAGAAGACGAAGCGGAAGAGAAUGGUGAAGAGGUGGAGAAUAACAACGGAGGGUAUCAUGGGUACGAAGACGAAAGGGAUCUCUUUGGGUCUGAUAACGAGGAUUACUGUAAAACCCUUGCUACUAGUCCCUACAAGAUUCCAGUAUUGCCUCCUAUACGCAACACUAAUAGCCAGGGUAGGGGAAGUUUCGGGCGUGGUCGUUGGCAGAAUGAUAGAGGUGGAGCAGGCCUCCUUCCCCGACCUGGACCUUAUCCUCAGAGACAGAAUUUUGGAUAUGGUCCAAAGUAUCUGAAUGGCCGUCAUGAUGAACGUUUUGUCUCUGAACUAAGGCUUUCAAAGAGUGAAGAAACAUUAUCGAGAAAAUGCAUCGCUUUUCAGGAGCCGUGCGAACUUGCUUGCUAUAGUCGUGUAGAAGAUGGAGUGGUCUACUUUGAUGAACGAAGCUUGAGGCUUUUUAAGCGUCUUAUUACUGAAGAUGUUGGAGCUGAUCUUAGUCAAGGUUUUGAUACCUUUAUUGAGAAAAAAGACUUGGGCUCUCAGAGUUUUGGUGAUCUUCUUGCUUGCAUAAGAGCCAAAAACAUUCCACUUCAACACAUGCAUUUUGUGACUUUCCGUAACAACCUUAGUAAGAUAUUAGCUACUGCUUAUAUUCGACAUGAGCCUUGGGAAAUGGGUGUGCACAAGAAGAAGGGGGUUGUCUAUCUUGAUGUGCAUAAGCUUCCAGAAAGGCCACAAAGUGAAUUGGAUCGUCGAAGAUGUUAUUGGGGAUAUUGUUUUGAGAGCCUCGCCACUGAAAAUCCAAGAAGAGUUGAUGGGGAAGGGAUACAGAAUGUUGAUGCCAAUGUAGAAUAUUGUUCUGUGAUUAAAACAAAAUUAGGGGCUCAUCGUAUUUUGAUGGGUGCUGAAAUGGAUUGCUGUGAUUCAACUGAUGAGGGAAGGAGGUUCUAUGUAGAGCUAAAAACAAGCCGCAAGUUGGAUUAUCAUACUGAGGAAAGAUAUGAAAGGGAGAAACUGCUGAAGUUCUGGAUUCAAUCUUUCCUAGCAGGCGUUCCUUAUAUUGUUAUUGGGUUUCGGGAUGAUGCGGGCCGACUUGUUCGAACGGAGAGGCUAAGAACCAAAGACAUAACACAAAGGGUAAAAAUGAAGAACUAUUGGCAGGGGGGAGUCUGUCUGGCAUUUGCUGACGAGGUGUUAUGCUGGCUUUAUGGAACAGUCAAAGAGAAUGAAGAUUACAUAUUGCAGUUUGCGCCGCCUUUCACCCGAUUAGAGCUUCUGCAAGCCCAAUCUUGCCCAGAUGUAAUUACGAACCAUGCAGAGCAAUUGUAAACAAUAUGUAUUACCACACAUACAGACAGGAAGGAGGUGCGGCUAAGUUCUUAACUUAAAUUCAUGCCUCCAAUAUUUUUGCAAUUUUGAGGAAGAACAAAAGAAAAAAUGAAUUAGAUUGCCUGCAAAGGUAAACACCUUAAGUUAUGGCAGUCCGAGCCCUUAUCUUUCAUAUAAAAUUGUGGUCUAUAGUAAAGGUCUGCUGCGCUUAAUAAUGAAGAGAAACACUCUUCAGAUGUUCUUCAGUUGCUAUUCUUUGUUGGAGGCCUCCUUGGGUGAAGCACAGCUGCAGUAGCAUUUUCAUGUACCUUAAAAAAGUUUAGAAUCUUGAUACUUGCAAAUUGGGUAGCUUAUUGUGGGACUAUCUCAAUCAUAAAAAAAACUUCAAAAAACAGAGAUGUUCUUUUACACUAAUUGAUGUAAUCAGCUUCCACGUCAA